AUGGAUCAGGCACAGACAGCAACAGCGAAUCAGCAGCAGCAGGAAGAGACUGUCGUCGCGGCAACAGAAACGCUGGAGGAGCUCCGGGCAAGACACAAGAAGGAGCAGCGCGACCUCACCGCAAAAGUCACGGCGUUAAAGAAGACCGCCACCAAGGGCGACAAGAAGAAGAAGAAGGAGGUCCUUGCCGAGGUUGCUCAAUUGGAAUACAGUCUGAACCAGCAACAGGAUACUGAGGAGAAGACUUGGUUGGCUGAGCAUGGAAACAGCUCUGGUCCUGCUACUGGAGGAUCUGUUGACCAGGGUGCAGAGGAGGACGAGGACGAGGAUGACUUUGAUCCCAACGACAUCCCUAUCGACCACUUAACAUUGAACCCUACGCCAGCUCCUAAGCCCAAACAACAGCAGCAGCAGCAGUCGUCAUCAGGAGGAGGAAAGAAACCCAAUCGUCAAAAAGCACGCAAGGAUCGCAAAGCGCAGGCAUUGAAGGAGCUGCAGGAUGAGGCAGAGAAGGAGGCUGCGGGACAGGUGAACAUGAACGAGGUCGAGAGAAAGUCUAUUGAGGAGCUGGCUAAUGUGAUGAAUGUCACGGUCAAAGAUGUUACUGCCGAUGGGCACUGCUUGUACAACGCCAUUGCAGAUCAACUCUUGCAACGCUAUCAGACUGAGACCACGGUGAAGGCGCUGCGUCAUGAAACGGCAGAGUACAUGAAGGCGCAUUCAGAUGAUUUUUUACCCUUCUUGACCAACAAACAGGGGGACAUGAUGUCGCCAGAGGACUUUAACGACUACUGCAAGGAACUAGAAUCCACCGCCGUCUGGGGAGGACAACCCGAGCUUUUGGCGUUGUCGAGGGCACACAAAGUGCCAAUUUGGGUGGUGCAGAUGGGCAGCCCGACCGUGAAGCUGUCCGAGGGUGUUGAUGCCGCAAAGACGCCCCUCAUGGUUUCGUAUCACCGUCAUAUGUUUGGAUUGGGAGAGCAUUACAACUCUUUGCGACCCAAGCUAGUGUAA
Molecule: messenger RNA, 1014 nt
Organism: Linnemannia hyalina
Lineage: Eukaryota; Fungi; Mortierellomycota; Mortierellomycetes; Mortierellales; Mortierellaceae
Source: the annotation of a GenBank genome assembly